Gorilla gorilla gorilla (western lowland gorilla) is the source of this 823-nucleotide messenger RNA. It is a transcript of the gene AHSP, whose product is annotated as alpha hemoglobin stabilizing protein. NCBI's taxonomy places the organism in Eukaryota, Metazoa, Chordata, Mammalia, Primates, Hominidae. Gene Ontology annotation, molecular function: hemoglobin binding. The record is from RefSeq and is a predicted model, not a curated record. Bases 403 to 711 code for a protein of 102 amino acids. Gene Ontology annotation, biological process: erythrocyte differentiation; protein stabilization; protein folding. The transcript is spliced from 5 exons. Gene Ontology annotation, cellular component: cytoplasm.
GACUGAAUGAAGGGAUGAACAUAGACAAUGAAAACUUAAAGCAAAAAGGAAGGGUCCAGGGGAAGAAGAAGAGAGCUCCCUGCUUCUAGUGAGCAAAGGCAGCCCUUGAGCUUCCACAGCCCUUCGUAUUUGUUGGGUAGCAAGAGCAGGGAGGAGGAGAGAGAGAGUGAGACAGAGAGACCAACAGAAAGACACAGCACAUGAGAGAAGUUGCAAGGAAGCCUCUCCCUUCUUCUCCUCCCCAGAAUGACCUAUCACCCUCCUUCAGGACCUAGAUGCAGGGCGUUUCUAUCUUAGGCUGACACUUGACUCCUUGCCUACAUCUAUAGCUUGGCACAGAGAGAUUCACGCACCCUCAAGAGUGUGGGUGAGACAUAUACAGCCUGUUAGACCUGAAGGCAGAUGGCUCUUCUUAAGGCCAAUAAGGAUCUCAUUUCCGCAGGAUUGAAGGAGUUCAGUGUUCUGCUGAAUCAGCAGGUCUUCAAUGAUCCUCUCAUCUCUGAAGAAGACAUGGUGACUGUGGUGGAGGACUGGAUGAACUUCUACAUCAACUAUUACAGGCAGCAGGUGACAGGGGAGCCCCAAGAGCGAGACAAGGCUCUGCAGGAGCUUCGGCAAGAGCUGAACACUCUGGCCAACCCUUUCCUGGCCAAGUACAGGGACUUCCUGAAGUCUCAUGAGCUCCCGAGUCACCCACCGCCCUCCUCCUAGCUCAGGGACCCAGCCCCUCCUCUCUGAGAAACUCUGACCUUCAUGUCCUUAGGCUGUGCUCCUGCCACUCUACCCUGACACCUCAAUAAAGACCAGUGCUGGUUUUGUUGGA